AUGGAUCUGAAGGAUCGUAGACACCGCUCCCUGACCAGGGGUCGCUGCUCCAAAGAGUCCCAGUACAACACCGCCUCCCUGGAUGCGGACGAGUGCCGCGUGCCCACCCAGAAGUCCUACAGCUCCAGCGAGACGCUCAAGGCCUUCGACCAUGAGCAGAGGCUGCACUAUGGCGGCUGUGUGACCGACCUGGUUCACCACGAGGCCGAUGAGUACUCCAGGCAAGGGGGUAACUUCACUCUGGCUGAGCUGGGAGUAUGUGAGCCAACACCCCCUCCGCACCCCGCCGCCGUUCCCUACUGCCCCGACCUGGGCCUCCUCCAGAGGGGGUACUCCCUCAGCGCCGGCUCCGACGCCGACUCGGACCCCGAGGGCCCGCUGUCUCCAGAGCGAGCCAUUCAGCUGUGGGCCGGACGAGGAGGGGUAAAGUCGCGCCGGAGCUCGGGAGUGUCCAGUCGCGAGAACUCGGCCCUCACCCUCACCGACUCAGAAAAUGACAAGUCUGACGACGAGUCAGGUCGCCCACUCCCUCCAACCUCUUCCUCCUCACUGCUCCCUCCGUCCCUUCCGUCCUCCUCGUCCGCCCCCCACCACCCCUCCCCCGGCCCGUCACCGCCGAUCAGAGAAUGCCAGGUGCCCCUGCUGGAGAAAAACUCCACCCACUCUCACCUGGAGCCCCACCCGGAUGAUACAUACAUGCUCCGUGCCCAGCCCUCCUCCGCGGGGGCCGCCAACCACCACAGUCAGACCACGCUACGGCCUCCACUGCCCCCUCCGCACAACCACCACACCUUAUCCCACCAGUCUGCCAACAGCCUGAACAGAAACACCCUGAGGGGCGGGCGCAACCCCAUUCACGCCCCUGCCCCGGGCACCGGAGACGGGCCGACCACCCCGGAGUCGGUCCAGCUGCAAGACAGCUGGGUCCUCAACAGCAACGUCCCGCUGGAGACCAGGCACUUCUUGUUCAAGACGUCGUCAGGGACCACCCCUCUCUUCAGUAGCUCCUCCCCCGGGUACCCCCUGACCUCGGGGACGGUGUACUCUCCGCCCCCUCGCCUGCUACCCAGAAACACCUUCUCCCGCUCAGCCUUCAAGCUUAAGAAGCCAUCCAAGUACUGCAGCUGGAAGUGUGCGGCGGUGACAGCCAUCGCAGCUGCUGCCCUGCUGGCCAUCCUACUGUCCUACUUCAUCGCGAUCAACUUGCUGGGUUUGACAUGGCAGCUGAAGCCAUCCGAAGGCCCUGUGUUGAACAACGGACUGGGAGCUGGCUUGCCUGUCAACAGCGACGUGGCCACGCUGCCCUCUGGAGGCAGAGGCCCGUGGGCAGGCCGGAACAGCAGUAUAGACACAGGCAACAUUGAGGUCGGGAGACGGGUGAGCCAAGAAGUCCCCCCAGGAGUUUUCUGGAGGUCCCUGCUCCACCUCGGCCAACCACAGUUCCUCAAGUUCAACAUCUCCCUCGGAAAGGAUGCCCUGUUCGGAGUGUACAUUCGCAAGGGGCUGCCUCCCUCACACGCACAGUAUGACUAUAUGGAGCGCCUGGAUGGGAAGGAGAAGUGGAGCGUGGUCGAGUCUCCACGGGAGAGGAGGAGCAUCCAAACUGUGGUCCUCAAUGAGGCGGUGUUUGUCCAGUACCUGGACGCUGGUGCCUGGCACCUGGCCUUCUACAACGACGGUCGGGAGAGAGAGACGGUUUCCUUCAGCACUAACGUCAUGGAUUCAGUGCAAGAGUGCCCGCGCAAUUGCCAUGGCAACGGAGAGUGUAAUUCUGGUGUGUGCCAUUGCUUCCCAGGAUUCCACGGCAUGGACUGCUCCAAAGCGGCCUGCCCGGUGCUGUGCAGUGGCAACGGCCAAUACGACAAGGGCUCCUGUGUGUGCUACAGCGGCUGGAAGGGACCCGAGUGCGACGUCCCCGUCACGCAGUGCAUCGACCCUCUUUGCAGCGGCCACGGCACCUGCACCGAUGGCAACUGCGUGUGCUCCAUCGGCUACAAAGGGCAGAGCUGUGCAGAGGUGGAUUGCCUGGAUCCGACGUGCUCCAACAAUGGAAUCUGUGUGAAUGGGGAGUGCCACUGUAAGCCAGGCUGGGGAGGGCUCCACUGCGAGCUGCCCAGGGCCCAGUGCCCAGACCAGUGCCACGGCCACGGGGCCUUCAUACCAGACACUGGGCUGUGCAGCUGUGACCCAAACUGGAUGGGACCCGACUGCUCUAUGGAAGUGUGCUCAGUUGACUGUGGGACCCAUGGGGUGUGCAUGGGCGGAGCGUGCCGCUGCGAGGAGGGCUGGACCGGCGCGGGCUGCGACCAGCGUGUGUGCAACCCGCUCUGCAUCAAACACGGAACCUGCAAGGACGGGAAGUGCCAGUGUCACCAGGGCUGGAACGGCGAGCACUGCACCAUCGACGGCUGUCCUAACUUGUGUAACGGGAACGGCCAGUGCACCAUGGGACAGCAGAGUUGGCAUUGUGAAUGCCAGACAGGCUGGAGGGGCCCUGGCUGCAGUGUUGCCAUGGAGACCUCCUGCGCUGACAACAAGGACAAUGAAGGAGAUGGACUAACGGACUGCAUGGACCCAGACUGCUGCAUCCAGAGUCCCUGUCAGAACAGCCCACUGUGUCGGGGCUCCCGGGACCCUCUCCAGGUCAUCCAACAGAGCACCACGUCGCAGUCCCGCGUCCGCUCCUUCUACGACCGAGUCAAGAUGCUUGUGGGACGGGACAGCACCCAUAUCCUCCCUGGGGAAAACCCGUUCAACUCCAGUUUGGCAUCUCUAAUCCGGGGUCAGGUGUUGACUACAGAUGGAACCCCUCUGGUGGGGGUGAACGUGUCUUUUGUCAACUAUCCCCACUACGGAUACACGCUGACACGGCAGGAUGGAAUGUUUGACCUGAUAGCUAACGGUGGUGCAUCACUGACUCUGCGGUUCGAGCGCGCCCCCUUCCUGAGCCAGGAGCGCACCGUGUGGCUGCCUUGGAGCCAGUUUUAUGCUAUGGACACUCUGGUGCUUAAGACAGAAGAGAACACGAUCCCGGGCUGUGACCUGAGCGGCUUCGUCAGGCCUGACCCUCUUGUGAUUGCAUCCCCUCUCUCCUCCUUCUUCAGCUCCAAGCCAGGGGAGAAACCCAUCAUACCGGAGACACAGGUGCUGCAUGAGCAGAUCGAGGUGCCCGGCACAAGUCUGAAGCUGUGCUACCUAAGCUCCAGGACGCAGGGUUACCGCUCCCUGCUCAAGGUGACCAUGACUCCAGCGGUGGUGUCCAUGGGCCUGCUGAAGGUUCACCUGAUGGUCGCAGUGGAGGGCCACCUCUUCCAGAAGUGGUUCCACGCAUCUCCCAACUUGGCCUACACCUACAUCUGGGAUAAGACCGAUGCAUAUGGGCAGAGGGUCUACGGGCUUUCUGAAGCUGUUGUGUCGGUGGGCUACGAGUAUGAGUCCUGUGCCAGCCUCAUCCUCUGGGAGAAGAGGACAGCCAUUCUACAAGGCUAUGAACUGGAUCCCACCAGUCUGGGCGGCUGGUCACUCGACAAGCAUCAUAUACUAAACACACGCAGUGGCAUCCUUCACAAGGGAAGUGGUGAGAACAUCUUUGUGACGGAGCAGCCCCCAGUAAUCACCAGCAUCAUGGGAAACGGCCGGAGGCGCAGCAUCUCCUGCCCCAGCUGUAACGGCCUGGCAGACGGCAACAAGCUGCUGGCACCGGUUGCCUUAGCGAUGGGCAUCGACGGCAGCCUCUACGUCGGGGACCUCAACUUUGUGCGCAGGGUCUACCCGUCCAUGAACACAACUGGCAUCCUGGAAUUAAGGAACAAAGAUUUCAGACACAGUAAUAACCCAACCCAUAAGUACUUCCUGGCAGUGGAUCCGGUAUCUGGGGCUUUGUUCAUCUCAGACACCAACUCCCGCAGAAUUUACCGCGUUCGCUCAUUAACGGGAGGCCGCCUGCUGUCAGACAAUGCAGAGGUGGUGGCUGGGACAGGGGAGCAGUGCCUGCCCUUUGAUGAGCGCUGCGGUGAUGGAGGCAAAGCCACUGAAGCUACACUUAUGAGCCCCAAAGGUAUCGCGGUGGAUAAAAAUGGGCUGAUGUACUUCGUGGAUGCCACCAUGAUCCGUAAGGUGGACCAGAACGGCAUCAUCUCCACCCUGCUGGGGGCCAACGAUCUGACUGCCGUACGGCCGCUGAGCUGUGACUCCAGCAUGGACGUCAGCCAGGUUCGUCUGGAGUGGCCCACGGACUUAGCAGUGAACCCCAUGGACAACUCUCUCUAUGUCCUGGAAAACAAUGUCAUCCUACGCAUCACAGAGAACCACCAGGUGAGCAUCAUCGCGGGUCGGCCCAUGCAUUGUCAAGUGCCAGGCAUUGACUACAGCCUCAGUAAGCUGGCCAUACACGCGGCCCUGGAGAGCGCCACAGCCAUCGCCUUGUCCCACACCGGCAUCCUCUACAUCGCUGAGACGGAUGAGAAAAAGAUCAACAGAGUUAGACAGGUGAGCACUAACGGAGAAAUCUCUCUCCUGGCUGGCACUCCCUCCGACUGCGACUGCAAGAAUGAUGUCAACUGCAACUGCUUCUACGGUGACGACGGCUACGCCCCCGACGCCGGAUUGAACUCCCCCACUUCCUUGGCUGUGUCCCCUGAUGGGACUCUCUUCAUCGCAGACCUCAACAACAUACGCAUCAGAGCGGUGCGAGCCAACCGGCCUGGCCCGGCCGUCUCAAGCGUCGGGUACGGGGGAUCUGCGCAGUAUGAAGUGGCAUCGCCAAGGGAACAGGAGCUGUAUGUCUUCAAUGGGGAGGGGCUUCACAUCCAGACAAUUAGCCUGGUGACUGGGGAGCCGCUUUACAACUUCACCUACGGUCCUGAUGGAGAGCUGGCCAUGCUGGUGGAUAACUGCAACAACACAGUGAAGGUGAGAAGGGACGGCCUGGGCCAGGGAGGAGGAUCCGGCCUACUCAGACUGGUGCUGCUGCCCGAGAAUCAGGUGGUGACUCUGGGACUGGACCCCACCGGAGGGCUGCGCAGUGUGUCAGCCCUGGGCCAGGAGGUGGCUCUGAUGGGCUACAGUGGCAACACGGGCCUCCUGGCUACCAAAGCUGAUGAGACUGGAUGGACCACAUUCUACCAGUACGACAGCGAGGGUCGCCUGACCAAUGUGACAUACCCCACGGGCAUGGUGACAAGCCUGCACCGCGAGAUUGAACGCUCCAUCAACAUCGACAUCGAGAGCUCCAGCAGGGAUGAUGAUGUCACUGUCAUCACCAACCUGUCCUCUGUGGAAGCCUCGUACACCGUGGUGCAAGACCAGGUGAGGAACAGCUACCAGCUGUGCAACAACGGGACCCUGAGAGUGAUGUACGCCAACGGCAUGGGCAUCAGCUUUCACACCGAGCCCCACAUCCUGGCAGGCUCUGUCAGCCCGACGAUCGGCCGCAGGAACAUCACCCUGCCCACUGACAACGGCCUCAACUCCAUCGAAUGGCGUCUGCGCAAGGAGCAGACGAAGGGCAAGGUCACUGUGUUUGGGAGGAAGCUGAGAGCUCAUGGCCGCAAUCUUCUCUCCAUUGACUUUGACCGCAACACCCGCACAGAGAAGAUUUACGACGACCACAGAAAGUUCACGCUGCGCAUCAUGUACGACGCUCAGGGCCGGCCUGCUAUGUGGUUGCCCAGCAGCAGCCUGGCUGUGGUCAACGUGUCGUAUUCUACCACUGGACAGCUUGUUGGGCUGCAGAGGGGGAGCAUGAGCGAGAGGACCGAAUUCGACCCUCAGGGACGCAUCCUGUCUCGUUCUUUCGUGGACGGGAAGGUGUGGAGCUACAGCUACCUUGACAAAUCUAUGGUGCUGCUCCUGCAGAGCCAGAGACAGUACGUCUUUGAGUUUGAUGCCUCGGGUCGGGUCACAGCCGUCACGAUGCCCAGUGUGGCCCGCCACACCAUGUUCACGCACGUGUCAGUCGGCUACAUCCGCAACACCUACAACCCCCCAGAGAGCAACGCCUCCAUCAUCCACGACUUCAACGAGGACGGCAGACCUCAGGCCACGCAUUACCUGGGCACCGGCCGCCGCGUCCUCUACAAGUACGGCAAGCUGGCGAAGCUGUCGGAGAUUGUGUACGACAGCACCGCCGUCACUUUCGGCUACGACGAGACAGCUGGUGUGCUGAAGAUGGUCAACCUGCAGAGCGGGGGCUUCUCCUGCACCAUCCGCUAUCGCAAAAUGGGCCCGCUCAUCGACAAGCAAAUCUACCGCUUCAGCGAGGAGGGGAUGGUGAACGCUAGGUUCGACUACACCUACCAUGACAACAGCUUCCGCAUCGCCAGCAUGAAGCCGGUCAUCAGUGAGACGCCGCUGCCUGUCGACCUCUACCGAUACGACGAGAUCUCUGGAAAGGUGGAGCACUUUGGAAAGUUCGGGGUAAUUUACUAUGACAUCAAUCAGAUCAUCACCACAGCCGUGAUGACGCUGAGCAAGCACUUCGACACCCACGGUCGCAUCAAGGAGGUCCAGUACGAGAUCUUCCGUUCGCUUAUGUACUGGAUGACAGUGCAGUACGACAGCAUGGGACGGGUGGUGAAGAGAGAGCUCAAAAUUGGGCCCUACGCCAACACCACUCAGUACCGCUAUGACUAUGACGGCGAUGGACAGCUCAGUGGCGUCAAGGUGAAUGACUGGUCUACCUGGCGCUACAGCUACGACCUGAACGGUAACCUCCAUCUGCUGAACCCAGGGAACAGCGCCCGCAUCUUGCCGCUCCGAUAUGACCUCAGAGACCGCAUCACGCGCCUGGGAGACGUCCAGUACCGCCUGGAUGAGGACGGCUUCCUCAGCCAGCGUGGCACAGAUGUUUUUGACUACAACUCCAAAGGUCAGCUGCUGAGGGCCUACAAUCGAGGCCCCGGCGGCUGGAGCGUUGUGUAUCAUUAUGACGGGCUGGGCCGCAGGGUGUCCACGAGGAACAGCCUGGGACAGCACCUUCAGUUCUUCUACGCUGACCUCAACCACCCAACCAGGGUCACACACAUCUUCAACCACUCCAGCUCGGACAUCUCGUCGCUCUACUAUGACCUGCAGGGACAUUUGUUCGCCAUGGAGGUGAGCAGUGGGGAGGAAUACUACAUCGCCUCUGACAACACUGGCACACCGCUGGCUGUCUUCAGCAGCAAUGGACAGAUGAUCAAACAGGUGCAGUACACAGCCUACGGAGAAGUGUACCUGGACUCCAACCCAGAGUUCCAGCUGGUGGUUGGUUUCCACGGUGGGCUCUACGACCCUUUGACUAAGCUGGUCCACUUCACCCAGCGGGACUAUGACGUCUUGGCAGGGCGCUGGACCUCGCCCGACUACAGCAUCUGGCCCAAGAUAGGGAAGGAUCCCUCUCCGUUUAAUCUGUACAUGUUCAAGAACAACAAUCCCCUCAGUGACAUGCUGGAUGUCAAGAAUUAUGUCACAGAUGUGAAGAGCUGGCUGGUGAUGUUUGGCUUCCAGCUUAGUAACAUAAUCCCAGGCUUCCCUCGACACUCGCUCUACUUUGUGGAGCCACCGUAUGAGCUGCAGGCCACCCAGCACUGUGAGAACGGACAGCUCAUCACUGGUGUGCAGCAGGCAGCAGAGCGUCACAACCAGGCCUUCAUGGCCCUGGAGGGUCGUCUCCUCAACAAGGAACGCCGAAGGCGCAAGGACAAGCCCGGGCACUGGUUCGGCACCAGCACCCCCAUAAUAGGCCGAGGAGUAAUGCUGGCUCUGAAGGAAGGCCGAGUGGUGGCCGGUGUGUCGGCUUUGGCCAGCGACGACAGCCGUAAAGUGGCUCUGGUGCUCAAUGGCGCCCAGUACCUCGAAGGCACCCAUUACACCCAGGACGGAAAGGACUGUCACUACUUCGUGAAGGUGGGCUCUGCUGACAGCGACCUGUUGGCCCUGGGGCUUACCAACGGACGCAAGUCACUGGAGAGCGGCAUCAAUGUGACGGUGAGUGGGCGCUCGAGGAGAGGAGUGACUGUGGAGUUUGCGGUUCCGUCGUUAGUACUGAGCGUUCGGUACGGGCUCGCUGUGGACGUGGUGGAUGAAGAGAAGGUAAGACUGUUGGAGCUGGCCAGGCAGAGAGCCUUAGCUGGGGCCUGGGCCAAGGAACAGCAGAGGGCCAGGGACGGCAAGGGAGGCAGUCGCCUCUGGACGGAGGGGGAGAGACAGCAGCUCCUAACGACAGGUAGAGUACAAGGCUACGAUGGCUACUACGUACUGCCUGUGGAGCAAUAUCCCGAACUGGCUGACAGCAGCAACAACAUCCAGUUCCUCAGACAAAACGAGAUGGGAAAGAGGUAACAGCCCACAUGAACUUGCUCGAAGGGCAGACUCUUCCCUCUCUCCCACUUUCACUUCUCUAGAUCCUGCUCCUUUUUUUCCUACCCAGCCUCCUC
Messenger RNA from Chelmon rostratus (copperband butterflyfish), 8417 nucleotides. It is a transcript of the gene tenm2, whose product is annotated as teneurin transmembrane protein 2. Gene Ontology annotation, molecular function: cell adhesion molecule binding; calcium ion binding; protein homodimerization activity. The record is from RefSeq and is a predicted model, not a curated record. The transcript is spliced from 35 exons. Gene Ontology annotation, cellular component: neuron projection; membrane. The coding region runs from base 1 to 8322 and encodes 2773 amino acids. Lineage: Eukaryota; Metazoa; Chordata; Actinopteri; Chaetodontiformes; Chaetodontidae. Gene Ontology annotation, biological process: neuron development; heterophilic cell-cell adhesion; signal transduction.